CAUUCAGAGCUUUCGGAAGCCGCACCCUCCAUAGCACGGCGUCCUCCAUGUAGAGCUUCAGCAGCUGAGGCAGCAAUGGGGGCAUCCUGCCUUGUUUUGUAUUCUUUGUCUGUCUUAACUGAAGGAACAUCCUGUACUAUUUCUUGGAUGCUUUCUUUUUUCCUGUAUGUUCUGUUACUAUUUCAAAAGGCACAAAAAUUCUUCUAAUUUGUCAUUCUUUGCCGUUUGUUGUCAAUAUGUGGCCGUCAAACUAAUUACUUUUUCUUUGAUGUUUUUUUUUCUGUCUGUUCCGUUAUCAUUGAUAGUAGUGGAACCCGAUCCUUUUCCAGGAUCGUAUGAAAAGAAAACAUGUGGCUGUCAAACGGAUUACUUUUUAUUGGCUCAACUCAAACUAGCUAUGAACAUGCAUCUCUCUUUAUCUCUCAGUAGUUGUAUAUGUGCAUGUAACUGAGGGAAUACUACGGAAUAUAACAGGUAAUGUGUCUGCAGGUUGACGCACCCUUCACACAAACCUCUCCACGCCCUACCCGGCCGCUAAGAGAAUGAGUUUUCAGUCCUGGAACCAUCCUGCGGCGGUGCAGCAUAUUGUGCGCAAUGAACAAGCCAUAGUCGACAACCUUACUGAAGAUAACGCGACAAGGGUGUUGGCUAGCAGAAGGACAGCAGAGGGCGAACAGUUGUACUUAGUCUAUGAUCAGGGUAGUGCUGGGACUAGUCCCCCAAAUAAGCUGCUCGUCAAGAAGUUCCACAAUGCGAACCCAGCGCUACAAGUAGACGGCAAUGUCAUGUACCGCUGCAACUCGGAGAUGUUCCUGUUAGCCAACAUUUCUCACAAAAACAUCAUCAAAGUUGUAGACCAUAUCCAGAGGGAAGACGCAAUCAUGCUCAUUUAUGAGUAUCCGGUUCAUGGAAGCCUUCGAUCCUGGCUGCACCAACCCAUGGAUGCCGGUCGGCACCUGAGCUGGCCGGACAGGAGGGGCAUCGCCAUUGGUGUGGCCAGAGGGCUCCGCCAGUUACACCACAGAUGCAACAAACUGUUUGUCCACCACAACAUCAACUCUGAAAACAUCUUGCUUGAUCAGAAUUUCAAGGCCGUGAUAGCCAGCUUUGGCGCUGCACAGGUUAACAUGGCGGGGCUCGGCCAACCCUUGCCAAUCACGGACCUGCGUCCUGGUAACUUUGGGUACGCAGCUCCAGAAUAUGGGUUGGGGAAAAACCAGCUGACGGAGAAGGUAGACAUUUACAGCUUUGGAGUGCUGAUGCUGGAGCUUGUCACGGGGCGGAUGACCAAUGAAGCUACAACAGAUGGUCAUUUGGCGAAUUGGGCACAGAACAACUUCCGUACACUGAUGGCGAACCAACAGGAAGCAUUCCAGAAUGUUGUGGACAGGAGCAUACCAGAUCAAGCACGGUACAGGGAGGAGAUGGCAACUGUGUUCAUGCUGGGCGUGGAUUGCACUACUGUGGAUCCGAAGGAAAGGCCAUCCAUGCGGAUGGCUCUCAAACGACUCCGCCGCUGCCGUUGGCGUGCCCCAUUCCGUGGCCUCCUCACCGGCUUUCUGAUGUGACGCUCGUUGUUUUUUUUUUUUUGAAAGAACAUUCACGCAUGCAUGUAUGGACCAUAUGAUGACUCGUUUGAACU
Triticum urartu is the source of this 1642-nucleotide messenger RNA. The record is from RefSeq and is a predicted model, not a curated record. NCBI's taxonomy places the organism in Eukaryota, Viridiplantae, Streptophyta, Magnoliopsida, Poales, Poaceae.